Brachypodium distachyon (stiff brome) is the source of this 2099-nucleotide messenger RNA. Its product is annotated as chaperone protein dnaJ C76, chloroplastic. The record is from RefSeq and is a predicted model, not a curated record. The coding region runs from base 322 to 1893 and encodes 523 amino acids. The transcript is spliced from 3 exons. Lineage: Eukaryota; Viridiplantae; Streptophyta; Magnoliopsida; Poales; Poaceae.
AUGUCAGUCCCCCAGGCGUAGGUAAGGUACGUGGACAUGGGUACGGCGAAGUAAAAUUGUGCAGCCAAAAAAAAAAGUAAAUCGUCGUUAUUAUUUCUGGACCCGAGCCGAAAACGCUGGUCCAAAAUAUCAGUGCUAUUCUACGUGUGCACAAAGAAGCAAAAGGCAAGCAAAAAGUUCCAAAGCUGCAGCCCCAAAAAAAUCUCCCGUAACUCUCACAAAGCCAGAAGACUCAAAGCAAAAGGACUGGGAAGCUUCCCACCAUUCGGGAGGCGGGCAGCAAAUCCAAGCAAAGCUCGAGCUCAUCAAGCAGAAGACGCCAUGCCGAUGCCCGCGCUUCUCCUCAACACCUCCGUCUCCCUCUCCAACCCCAAGCCAUCGUCAUCGCCAUCAUGGCCCGUCGCCUCCUUCAGGCCCUCAUCCUCCUCCUCCUCCCGCCCCCACCACAGAUGCCACGCCGCUUCUUCCUCCACCAGAUCCACCGGCGGCGGGAGCAGCUCGUCCUCAUCGUCUUCUAGCUCCAGCGGCGGCGGGCGCGCGAGGACCGGGUCGUCGUGGACGACGGAGUACGACCUGUACGAGCUCCUGGGCGUGGAGCCCACCUCGCCGCACGCGGAGAUCAAGGCGGCCUACCGCGCGCUGCAGAAGCGGUGCCACCCGGACGUGGUCGCCGCCUCUUCCUCCUCCGCCUCCGGCGACGGCGGAACCCCGUCGGCGCACGACAUGGCGGUGGUUCUCAACGAGGUGUACGCGCUGCUGUCGGACCCGGCGGCGCGGCGGGCCUACGACCGGGAGCACGCGGCGCGGUCCGAGUUCCAGGGAUACACGGGGCGGCCUCUCUACUCGUCGUGGCGCGGCGGGGAGGGCGAGACCCGGGCGGUGUUCGUCGACGAGGUCGCCUGCGUGGGCUGCCUCAAGUGCGCGCUCCACGCCGGCCGCACCUUCGCCAUCGAGUCCGCCCACGGCCGCGCCCGCGUCGUCGCCCAGUGGGCCGACGAGGAAGACAGGAUCGUCGACGCCAUCAACACCUGCCCUGUUGACUGCAUCUCGAUUGUGGAGAGGUCGGAUCUGGCGGCGCUCGAGUACCUGAUGUCGAAGCAGCCGCGCCGCCGAGUCCGGGUCUCGGAAAGCAGCGGCGCGGGGUCGCCGAACAUCUUCGCCGAGGUCCGCAAGUUCAAGGCCAGAUUCGAGCAAAUGGAGCACAAGUCCGCGACGAGACAAUACGAGGAGUCGGAGGCGGCGCGGCAGUCGAGGACGUCGGUGGUCCAGACCAUCAUUUCGAUGUCCAACUGGUGGUACUGGCGCCCGUUCAGAGCCCCGGCCGGCGCGGCCGCUGCCGCUGUCCCUGCUCCUCUCCGCCUGCUCCCACCGCCGCGGCCUUCUUCUUCUCCUUCUUCUUCCUCCGACCCCGUGACGGAGAGGCUCAAAGAAGCAGCGGCCCGGCGCAAGGCGGGGGGCUCGACGGCGGCGGCGGCGGAGGACGCCCGCCGCCGCGACGAGUACUGGACCCCACAGCUGAACCUGCCGUCCACGGCCUCGUUCCCGGCGCCGGGAGCUCAGAGCGCCGCCGCCGCCGCCGCGGCGCAGAAGGAGAGCCGCACGCGAAGGUCGACCGGCGUGGCGAGGAGCGUGAGGAGGAGAAGCAUCGACCUGACGGCGCCGCUGCUGGUGGGGAUCGUGGCGGCGGGGAUCACCGGGUACAACAGGGAGGAGAUGGCGGCCGGGGGCGGCGGGAUCGAGGACCACUUCGGCGGCGCGGCCGCGCUCGGGGUGGUGAACAGCUUCGAGCUCCAGGUCGUCCUGGCCGGCGUUACCUGGUUCGUCAUCGCCGCGGCGGUCGCCGGGUUCCUUCAGCUUCUUGGGAGGAGAAACGAAGAAGAGUUCAGGGAAUAAUGAAUGAAUGCGCGCGCAACCAUGGGCGGCAAUGGCUACUCGUAUAUACUGUAUAGGAUAGUACUCCAGUAGAAUUUUGAGUAGGAUUAUUGUAUUGGCAACUGAUACAAAAGGAUGUAUAUAGCGUUACAUGUAGCAUACACGUAUGACAUUUUGUUACGACAAGGUAAACAAGCUCUCUACCGAAAGCUUAAAACACCGUCGAA